AUGAGGGUGGAGAAGUGUUGGUUCUGUUCCUCGAAUAUAUACCCCGGACAUGGUAUCCAGUUUGUCCGCAACGAUGCUAAGAUUUUUCGAUUUUGCAGAUCCAAGUGCCAUAAGAACUUCAAAAUGAAGAGAAACCCACGCAAGGUAAAAUGGACCAAGGCCUAUAGAAGGUUGCAUGGGAAGGACAUGACACAGGAUUCGACCUUUGAGUUUGAGAGAAAGCGAAAUAGGCCUGAGAGAUAUGACAGGAAUGUUACUGAGAAUACUCUGAAGGCUAUUAAGAAGAUUGACAAGGUCAGAUCGGAGCGGGCAGCAAACCACAUAGAGAAGAGGUUGAGGGUCAGGAAAGGCAAGGAGCGGAGGGAGGCAAGUAAAGAAGUGGAUCAGUCGAUUCACUUGGUCCAGGCUCCUCAAGCACUUCGACAAGAAUCUCUCACCUUACCCAAGGUCAAAGUCCAGGUUUCUCAACAAAACAGCGAGCAAAAUCAGGCAAUGGAAGAGUGA
Molecule: messenger RNA, 504 nt
Organism: Dovyalis caffra
Lineage: Eukaryota; Viridiplantae; Streptophyta; Magnoliopsida; Malpighiales; Salicaceae
Source: the annotation of a GenBank genome assembly